GAUUAGUUGCAUAGCAACCAGACAGUUUAUGCACACCGCUAGUCUCGCUGAACAACUCGUCUAAUGUUACGCUGUUAGCCAUUUUGGAACGAAUGGUGUGACGAGAACGGCAACGCAAGCUUUUUCGAGGAGAAAACUACAUCAAAAUGGCUACGACUAACCUUCCAGCCAUACCCCAUCCUUUGUCGAGAAUGGAUGAUCCUACAAAUUUAAACGUGAGAGGUUUGUCUCGGGACGGAUCUCGCGUGGCUUCGCGGCAAAGUUUGACUUUCGCUCAAGAUUUUGACCGAGGAAAACUCAACUCCUUACGACCGAUAACAGCAGAUCAAGUGCCUUGGAGGCUAACACGGUCUUCGAACGGUUUUGGAGGACAACACAGCCCGAGAAAUAAUGGAUUUGUGGGUAUUCCAGAAGGUGUGGAGGUGAAGCGAGCCGAAGACCCUAACAAACCGAGUAUUCCAAUUUUCGGGAGCCGUGCUGACAUGGCUAGCCGAGCAGAGAGCCGUCUGUCUCGACUGAACAGUGCGGCAUCAUCACUACAAGGUCCAGACAAAGCUUCAGUUGAUGAGAUUGAAUAUAUAUUAAGAGAGAAGAUGAAAACUGGAUAUUACACAAUCAAGAACACUUUCAAAGAAUCUGAUCCAGAAGCCAAAGGAAUAGUUAGCAGAGAAACUCUGGCAAGGAUUUUACAGAACUUCUUAUCACGGUCGAUCAGUUUGAGCCAGUUUAACAAACUGAUGGUUCGAUUAAGACUGGACCACAAAAAGAUGAUAUCAUAUGAUGAGUUUUAUGCUUCCUUCAGGCCACCAAAGAAAGCGGAUGAAGGUCCAGCUUGGUUGGAACUGGAGAAGCCAGACUUGAAAUACAUGUCCGCUGCACAAGUGCACGCGCACCUUAAGGAAAAAGCUAAACAGAGGUUUUUGGACGUGGCCGAUCUCAUCCCGCAAAUGAACCCGGGAGGUUCGGGACGAAUCCUCAAACCCGAGCUGAGAAACGCCCUCAACAAAAUGGGAUUCUACAUGGAGGAUGAGGAGUUCGAAAAACUCUGGCUGAAAUACGAUACUGAGAACUACGGGACGAUUCGUGCGGAGAGAUUGAUGAGCAAGCUUGGCAUUGCCAUGAGGGAUACGGGCUCGAGAGAAGAAUCAAGCUCUCCGAGGAAGCUUGAAGUGGAAAGGAAGCAUUCUUUAGACGUGGAGAGGUGGUUGAAGAGGAAAUUCAGAGAAGGUUUCUCCGACAUGAAGCACGCUUUCAUGGAGUUGGAUUUAGACAGGAUUGGGAAAGUGAGUCGAGAUGAGUUCAGACGUGUCAUGGAAGAUUUUGGAUUACGCUUGAGUACUGACAAGCAAUUGGAUGACUUUCUGGCGAGAUGCGGUGUGGAAGCAUUCAAUGGCAAGAUUUCUUACAAGGAGUUUCUUCGUCGCUUCCAGGAUCGCAGUGAACAGGGAAUGCCUCACAAGAUUUUAGCUAAUCCACUACACAGAUACCAUCACAGUGAAGUUGGAAGUAAUUAUUCAACAACUUCAGCGAUAGAAGCUAGGAUCAUGGAUUCAUUUCAAAAGGACUUCUUGGCACUGUUGGGUACAUUCCAUAACAUUGAUCGCAGAGAUUCUGGACUUCUGACCCAGCAACAGUUCCGCGCGGCCAUUGAAGGAAGAUUUGAACUGAACAUGACAGACCAGGAGUUUGACUUGUUUCUGAAAAAAGUUCCUAUUGACAGUGACGGGAUGGUGAAAUAUGUGGAGUUCAUGUCCAAGUUUGAUACGUUUGAAACCAAAAGUCUGUUUGACCGCUCCAGUGUCGUGGACCGGAAAGAAAGUCUCCCUCCUCUACCGGAAAUUGACAGCCCACCGAUGUCACCGAAGAAACAACUUAGACCAAUUAAAACCAUGGAUUCAUAUAACAGCCAAGAAGGGAGAAGUGUCGAGGAAUUGAAAGCUCUUAUCAAGAAAGUUCUACAGAACAAUUACCAGGCUUUUGAAGAGGCCUUCUAUGAACUGGACGAAUUGAACAGCAAGAAAAUGUCACAGAACGUGAUGAUUAAACUUCUAAAAAAGUUUGGUCUUUCUAUAAGCCGUAAUGAGGUAAAGCGCCUCUGGGAUACACUGAUUACAGAUCACAGAGGCUCUCUCGAGUAUUGGCAGUUCGUGCGGACGUUUGGUUACUCACUGGAUUCUGCAGCUUUUCCUAAUGCCAAAGUCUCGCCGCCCAAGAGAGGUGACAAUGAUUUCAUGAUGCGAUCCAACAAACUGAACAGUGACAAGCACUUACUGCAUCAUCUGCUAAAAUCCAACAUCGACUUCCAUUGGGAGACACUCUGGAACGAGUUCACCGCCAUUGACCGACAGGGCACUGGGACCGUGUCGAGAAAAGACUUCAUGAAUAUUUUGCAAGAUAUGUGUGUUGAACUAACGGACUACGAGAGUCAGAUGUUGUGUGACAAGUUUGAUCCCAAGAAGGAGGGAAGAGUAAACUAUAUCAAGUUUUUAGAACCGUACUCCAAACAACGAAGGGCACACCGCCAUGGACACAAUAUGCAAGCUGUUAUGAAGCAUCCACAGGCUGAACUGCCAAUGGAUGAUGUUGUUCAAAAACCAAAUAAGGGAUUGUCGACUAUCACAGCUAAACUCAGGGACAAGUUGUCAGGAAAAUGGAUAAAUCUUAUGCGAGCUUUCAAAAAACUCGAUAAGGACAACAAAGAUUUUCUCACGCUUCAAGAAUUCCGUCACGUGUUAGAGCUGUGCAACGUGGUGCUGGAUGAGGAAGAUAUUUAUCACAUUUUAACAGAGUUUGACGAAAAGGACGGCGAUCAGAUAAGAUACACAAAGUUCUUAGACAAGAUUAAGUGACAUGUCACUACUAGCGUGCCACACUUGUGUGUACUAUCAGCAAAUAAUUAUUUGUACAGUUUUAAAAUUAGAACUUGUUACAAGAUUGUAUAAAUGUGAAACGUCGGCUAAAGAGAGCAAGAAAUACUGUGGUCCAUAUUAAUGUUCUCGACUGGAACUACAAUGGACGUCAAGAGUGUUGAGACACUUGGCAGUGAAAUUCGAUUUCCGUGCGUCUUGGACAAAUUUUCUCCCCUUCCCCCUGAAACAAUGUUGAUUUUUCUGU
Orbicella faveolata is the source of this 3114-nucleotide messenger RNA. Its product is annotated as EF-hand calcium-binding domain-containing protein 6-like. Gene Ontology annotation, molecular function: calcium ion binding. The record is from RefSeq and is a predicted model, not a curated record. Lineage: Eukaryota; Metazoa; Cnidaria; Anthozoa; Scleractinia; Merulinidae.